UAUUUAGAUUAACAGGAAAAAAAAAAAAAAAAAAACAUUCAAGAAUUUCUUUGAAGUACAGUUUGGUUUAUUCUUGCAGGCCAACAACAUUACUUGUGAAUGUUUAGUAUAGUUCAUGUUUAAUCCUUGAUGCAAGGGAACAUAUUCUUUAAUUUAUUAUCUGAACCAGAACAAGAAGAAUUUAUAGAAGAAAAUAUUUCAAGAUUAUAAUUAAUUCAAGAUUGAUCAUGCCAGAACAAGAAACGGAUUUAUGGAGUGCUGUGUUCUUCAUAUUCUUAAUCUUGAUUACAGGCACAGUUUUAGUUUUAGGAGAUUCUUUAGAAACAGACAGAGAAGCAUUACUGAACUUAAAAUCAUUUCUUGAAGAGAAUAACAAAGUAAACAGAGGCCAAUACUCUCAAUGGGGCCUAUUUAGUACAAAUCCAUGCACCAACUGGUCAGGAAUUAAAUGCACAGAAGAUGGUUCAAGAGUUAAUGGAAUCACCCUUAUUGAUAAUAACAUUUCAGGGUUAUUGUACAACAAUUUAUCAUCCCUGACCGCUCUUUCGUAUCUCGAUCUGUCGCGAAACUAUAUUCGCGGAGCGAUUACGGACGACUUGAGCAAGUGUCGGAACUUGGAUUAUCUCAAUCUGUCACAUAAUAUGCUGGAGGGAGAGUUGAAUUUGACUGGAUUGGGGAGAUUGCAGACUCUGGACUUGUCGGUGAAUCGAUUUUCCGGGGGGAUUCGGAAUAGUUUUUCAGGGAUUUGUAGCGAGUUGGUUGUUGCUAAUAUUUCUGGGAAUAAUUUUACUGGCGGAAUUGAUGAUUGCUUUGAUGAAUGCUUGAGUUUGCAGUUUCUUGAUUUGAGCUCGAAUAAUUUCAGUGGAAGGUUAUGGAGUGGUUUUUCAAGGCUUAAGGAGUUCUCUGUGUCUGCAAAUAAUCUUAGUGGAGAAGUUUUGGGGUCGAGUUUUGGUCAGAAUUGUAGCCUGCAAGAGUUGGAUUUGUCGGAAAAUCAUUUCGCGGGCUGGUUGCCGAAAGAGGUGUCGAAUUGUAAGAGUUUGAUCAUUUUCAAUGUGUGGGGAAACAAAUUCAAUGGAGAAAUUCCGUCUGAAAUAGGCUUGAUUUCGAGUCUUGAAGGUUUGUUCUUGGGAAACAAUAAUUUUUCUCAGGUAAUUCCGGAGUCUCUUUUGAACUUGAGUAGGUUAGCAUUUUUAGAUUUGAGCAAAAACAAUUUUGGAGGAGAUGUACAGAAGAUUUUUGGUAGAUUUACACAGGUGAAGUUUCUGGUAUUGCAUGGAAAUUCAUAUACUGGUGGAUUAUACACUUCAGGUAUUCUCAAGUUACAGAAUAUUGUUCGAUUAGACUUAAGUCACAACGAUUUUUCAGGUCCAUUACCUGUUGAAGUUUCUCAGAUGCCGAGGUUAAAGUAUUUGAUCCUUGCUUUUAAUCGAUUUAAUGGUUCCAUACCAUAUGAAUACGGAAAAUUUCCUAGCCUCCAAUCUCUUGAUCUUUCCUACAAUAUCCUGACAGGAUCUAUACCGAGUUCAUUCGGAAAUUUGAGCUCACUCUUGUGGUUAAUGCUUGCAAACAAUAACCUGUCAGGUAAAAUUCCUAAAGAAAUGGGCAACUGCAGUAGCUUGUUGUGGUUAAACCUUGCCAAUAACAAUUUGUCAGGAAACAUACCACCUGAACUGAUGAACAUUGGCAAAAAUCCUGGUCCGACAUUCCUGUCGAACCAGCAGAAUGAACGUGUCAUUGCUGGGUCCGGGGAAUGUUUAGCAAUGAGGAGAUGGAUUCCUGCAGACUAUCCGCCUUUCAGUUUCGUUUACAACAUCCUGACUCGCAAGAGUUGCCGUAGUUUAUGGGAUAAUAUACUUAAAGGAGUUGGCAUUUUCCCAGUUUGUUCUGCAGGCUCUACUGUCUGGACACUUCAAAUCACAGGUUAUGUCCAAUUAAGUGGGAAUCAGCUUUCCGGCGAGGUCCCUCAGGAUAUCGGUAAGAUGCAGAAAUUCAGUUUGUUGCAUUUGGGUUCUAAUCAGAUUUCAGGAAAAUUACCUACUCAGAUUGGACAGAUGCCGCUUGUAGUCCUAAACCUGUCGAAAAAUGCAUUUUCCGGCGAAAUUCCAACCGGAAUUGGGAACAUUAAAUGCUUACAGAAUCUUGAUCUUUCUUACAAUAACUUCUCAGGCUCUUUUCCUGCAAUCAUGAAUGACUUGAGUGAUCUAAAUAAGUUCAAUAUUUCCUACAAUCCAUUGAUUUCUGGGAUCAUCCCAUCAACUGGGCAAUUAGCUACUUUUGAGAAAGAUUCUUACUAUGGUGAUCCUUACUUAAUUCUUCCAAAAUUUAUCACCAAUUCUACUGAUUACCCGAAAGAUCGAACAAUUGAUGGCAGGAAGAGAUCAGAGCGUGUAAAAUUGGCAGGGUUGCUGUUGGUUUUAACUCUUACUCUAGCUUUCCUGAUCUGUGGAGUUUUAUCAGUUAUAGUAUGGACGUUAGGGAAAAAUCCUUCAGACCAACCGGGAUAUCUCUUGGAAGAAGCUAAAUUCCGGCACGACCUGAUAUCAAGUUCAGGCAGUUCAUCUCCAUGGUUGUCAGACACAGUUAAGGUUAUUCGUUUGGACAAAACAGCAUUCACUCAUUCUGACAUUUUGAAAGCAACAGUAAAUUUUUCAGAAAGCAGAAUAAUAGGGAAAGGAGGAUUCGGAAUUGUGUACAGAGGCGUUUUACCUGACGGACGAGAAGUAGCAGUAAAAAAGCUUCAUAGAGAAGGAAUCGAAGGCGAAAAGGAAUUCCGAGCUGAAAUGGAAGUCCUGUCAGGAAACAGCUUCGGUUGGCCACACCCGAAUCUCGUCACACUUUACGGUUGGUGCCUUAACGGUUCAGAGAAACUUUUAGUUUACGAAUACAUGAAAGGCGGAAGCUUGGAAGAUCUCGUAUCCGAUACAACGAGACUAACCUGGCGAAGGCGAAUCAACAUAGCAAUCGAUGUAGCAAGAGCAUUAGUCUUUCUACAUCACGAAUGUUAUCCCUCCAUAGUCCACCGCGACGUAAAGGCAAGCAAUGUCCUUCUAGAUAAAGACGGAAAUGCGCGAGUGACAGAUUUCGGGCUAGCAAGAUUUGUCGACGCAGGAGAUAGUCAUGUGACAACAAUGGUAGCAGGCACAGUCGGUUACGUAGCACCCGAAUACGGACAAACCUGGCAAGCUACCACGAAAGGCGACGUGUAUAGUUUCGGAAUCCUGGCAAUGGAAUUGGCCACGGGAAGGCGAGCCGUGGACGGAGGGGAAGAAUGUCUGGUGGAAUGGGGUAGGAGGGUGAUGGGGACGGGACGAAACAGCGGGUUAUCGGGAAGAGCGGUGGUUCCUGUGGUGUUGUUAGGAUCAGGAUUAGCAGAGGGAGCACUAGAAAUGUGUGAGUUACUGAAGAUUGGUAUAAGGUGCAGUGCAGAGUCACCACAGGCUAGACCUAACAUGAAACAAGUGCUGGUUGGGCUUAUGAAGAUUUCAGGAACAAGAGGAGAUAAGGAUUUGAUGAACAACAUUUUAAUUUAGAGUGUUAAAUAUAUACUUCCACAGAAAUAUAUCAGUACAGGUUUUUUUGUUUAUACGAUUCUUCUUGUACACAACAUUUUUCAUAGUGAUACAUAGAAUUCAAAUUUAGUCUAAUCAAAUCCAUUACACUUUUCACUUUAUACAUAUAGAUUUUUACUA
Mercurialis annua (annual mercury) is the source of this 3689-nucleotide messenger RNA. RefSeq names its product probable LRR receptor-like serine/threonine-protein kinase At1g74360. Gene Ontology annotation, molecular function: receptor serine/threonine kinase binding; protein kinase activity; ATP binding. Lineage: Eukaryota; Viridiplantae; Streptophyta; Magnoliopsida; Malpighiales; Euphorbiaceae. Bases 228 to 3530 code for a protein of 1100 amino acids. The transcript is spliced from 2 exons. The record is from RefSeq and is a predicted model, not a curated record. Gene Ontology annotation, biological process: protein phosphorylation.